Diversispora eburnea is the source of this 681-nucleotide messenger RNA. The record is from the annotation of a GenBank genome assembly. Lineage: Eukaryota; Fungi; Glomeromycota; Glomeromycetes; Diversisporales; Diversisporaceae.
AUGGAAAAAAUAGAAAUUACUCAAGAAAAAGAAAAAAUAAACUUUGAAGAAAUCAUUCUUGAUGUUGGUGGAACUAAGUACAAAACCAAACGAUCAACUCUUAUUGAAUAUCCCAAUACGUUACUUGGAAAAAUGUUCCUAAACCCUUCAAAUUAUAACAAAGAAUACUUUCUCGAUCGUAAUGAAAGAGCAUUUCAUUAUAUUAUGGAAUUCUAUCGUACUGGUAAACCUUUAUGGCCAGAUGGACAUGAUGGCGUGACUUGUGAAGAAGUUGAAAGAGAAUUCGAAUAUUUUCAAAUUCCCUUAGAAAAAGAUUACGCUAAUACACUAGCAUUUAAAGCAGCGGCUAAUACUUUUGAUCAAAUUGUUUCCGCAUUUGAGAAAGUGAUAAUAUCGAUGUAUCAAGACUUUGACAAUAUGAUUUAUCUGAAUUUUUUCGAAAAUGGGACUUCGGAUUAUAAAGGAUUUCAAAGAAUAUUUUCAUCUCUUGGAGGAAAAGAAUAUAUCUUAUUGACGAUUAUGGGUGCACAGAUAAAGAGAAAAUUAGAAAAUACUUUUUCGGAAUCAAAAUUGAAAUGGGAAUAUAAAAAGGUGGAAAGCUUUCUUUUGGAUACUUUCCAAGUUAAGAUUUCAUAUGAUAUAAACCCUGUGUUGAUUAUGAAAUAUUCUAAAUUUCAGUAA